UUAGUCUGGCAAAACACAGUCAGCGUACACAGUGAAUAACUCUUUGCGAUGGGGAUUUUAUAUAGUAAAGCUAGUAACUGCAUGAGAUUGAUAAUCGACAUUGGAGAUCAAUCGGAUUUCACCAAUUCUAUGCUUUGAACGAUAGUUGGAAAUGUCUAUACGCUUCGUUUGACCUAUCAAGUUGGAGGAACAAAUCCUUGACAAAAUGAUGGCGCUGCCUGCGUGGUUUGACGGUUGGAAUUUUACUACAGUCGUUUGGACGGUAGUUCCUGUUGGUGUUGCUGUCUUGUGGCUUCUGAGGCGGUACCUGGCAGGAGGAUGGUGUUAUAACAAGGCUCGGCUGGACGGCAAGACGGUCCUCAUCACGGGAGCAAACACCGGCAUAGGCAAGGAGACGGCUAGAGAUCUUGCAAGGAGAGGUGCUCGUGUGAUUCUAGCGUGUCGUGAUCUAGCCAAGGCGGAAGCAGCCAUGACAGACAUCCGUGAAGACACUGGUAACAGCAAUUUGGCGGUAGUCAAACUAGACUUGGCUUCCCUGGCUUCGGUAAGAGCAUGUGCAGAGAAGAUCAAAAGAGAGGAAUCCAGGCUGGAUAUUCUCAUCAAUAAUGCAGGUAUCAUGAUGUGUCCUGAGUGGCAGACAGAAGACGGGUUUGAGAUGCAGUUUGGUGUCAAUCAUCUGGGUCACUUCCUUCUGACUAACCUUCUGUUGGAUCUUAUCAAGUCCUCCACCCCAGCUCGAAUCAUCAACGUCUCCUCUAUAGCUCACGCCUAUGGCAAGAUGAACUGGGAGGACAUCCACAUGAAGGAAGGAUACAACGGUGGCAAGGCCUAUUGCCAGAGCAAGCUGGCCAACAUCUUAUUCACGCGGGAACUGAGUAGACGAAUGAAACGCAAAUGUACCGGGGUCUCUGUCAAUGCCGUACAUCCAGGCUCUGUGGACACAGAGCUUGGCCGAUAUCUUCAGAGCCAAGGCGGACUGAUGUUGAUCUUUCUGAAAGUCUUUUACCCAUUCUUCAAAUUUGUCAUGAAGAACGCCGUGCAAGGCGCACAGACAACUAUCUACUGUGCUGUAACCCUGGAGCUCAUGCACUUCUCCGGUUUUUAUUUCAGUGACUGCGCCCAGAAGACGCCAGCUCCUCAGGCCAUGGAUGAUGAUGCAGCGAGGAGAUUGUGGGACAUGAGUGCCAAGAUGGUCGGUCUAGAAGAAAAGUAAAACGACUACUCUGAAAUGAUAGUACAGUAUAGUACAGUAAGCCGUUAUACGGAUAAAAAAAACAUGACCAAAGACAAGCAGAAUCCUAACCGUUUCCGAAAACGUCAGAAGUUUACCGAAUACAUUCAGUAAAUACUUGGAUAUGUUCGCAAUAGCUUGAGUAUUUCUGGUCUUAGGCUUAACUAAUUUUUUUACCAACUAAAUACCGGUCAUGCUUGUUAUCAUUUGGAAAUUUUGAUUUCAUAAAUUCAUUGUUUGCAUUAAAAAAUAUUAAUUGCGGGCGUAUCUGUGGUACAUGUCCAAUGUAGACGUUAUGCCCCAAAUGCACUCAUACGAGGGGCGGGGCCUUGCUAAGUCAUGCUGGUUACCUGACCUACGAUUUGUCAGAAUAGUCAGAGUCUUUUGGUUUGGGAUCCAGACUGUAGGAAGAUGGUAAAAUUGCUUCGCUAGAAAUUGCACGUUGUUACUGAUUUUCAGCUGAUAUUGAUGUGUCUCAUGGAAGGAGGGAUUUUGUUUGCAGUAUUCCUUGCCAUCCUCCUUGCCCUCUGUGUAUUUCAAACUGAAGAUCGGUUUUGAUAAAACAACUUUCCUGGAUGCACUCCUUUCAUCUAUUUGUGUAUUAAGUGCCUCACUCACAUAACACGAUUAUAUAAUACGGUCCUCCUCAUCAUAUUCACAACUUUUUAUAAGACUUGCACCAUUCUAAAUUUACACACGCGCAGGCAACAUUGGCGUUACUAUAGAAUUACAUGUGGUAUUCAUUUCAAACUUAUGUUCGGUUCAUGUUAUUCGAACAACAAAUCAGCAGCCAUGUUUAAUUUUUUUGGAAGCUCUGUUCUAUUUUGGAUGAACACUUAAGAUUUGUAUUUAAUGAUGUACAGAAACAUAUUAAUUUCAUAUAUGUAACAUUUUGAAUUUCAUUUAAUUUUAUAUUGUGUGAUAAAUUAAGCAUAUUUCUUCGGGCAAUUUCGCUUCUUAAAAAGCCCUGGGGGAAAAAUAUAUCCAGUUUUUGAUGAUAUAAGAAUCAGCGGCGGCGGAACGAUUUUUAAGCUUGGACAGCACUAAAAAGUGGCACUUGCUCAGUAAAUCUUUCGUCGGUACAGCGGCGUAUUCAGCAUUUGUUUUUUUAUUUUUGUUUGGCACCGCAUCCUUGCCGAAAUGUCAACACGGUUUUUUUCACCGGACACUGUCUUGGCCUCCAUAAGAAUGGAGGAAAUGAGCGUAUGCUUACUUUAUAUUGUUAAAUUCUCAGACUAGGGAAAUGGAGGACCAGCGUGCCACGAUCGAGGUUAUGAUUUUUACCAUUGUAAAGAACUUUACUGCACAAGUAAUAAAUGAAUGUCUUUGUUGAAUUGUGAUCUACUUGA
Molecule: messenger RNA, 2580 nt
Organism: Patiria miniata (bat star)
Lineage: Eukaryota; Metazoa; Echinodermata; Asteroidea; Valvatida; Asterinidae
Product: retinol dehydrogenase 13-like
Exons: 6
Coding region: 206-1213 (335 amino acids)
Source: RefSeq, a predicted model, not a curated record